UACACUGAAGUCGGCGCUGAUUGGCGGAUGUGUGGACCGUCACCAUCUCACCAGGAAGACGUCUGCUCUCCCUUCAUUCUAGGGAUGAGGAUCAGCUGGAUCGGAUCGUGGUAACCGGUUGUAGUGUUGGCAUCCGCGGUUAUGGCUCGUCCGGUAGCGCUCGUCUUCCUCGCUGCGCUCAUAGCAGUUGCAGCUGCUGACUUUAGUGUCUUGAAGUCCCCCCAGAACCAAAUCUUCAGACCAGGAAACUGGCCAAUCCCCGGGGAGCGGAUUCCAGAUGUUAUUGCCUUGUCCAUGGGCUUUUCUGUUGAAGAGGAUUUGUCUUGGCCAGGGCUUGGAGUUGGCAAUAUAUUUCAGCGCCCACGUGCCACAGUUUUGGUAACAGUGACCGGUGUGGACAAACUUCCUUUAUCAAACAAUGAAAUUUUGUACCCAGUAGAGAAUGCUGUUCCCUACAGUGUUGAUGGUGUUGUGAACUCCAUCCAUUCACUGUUCUCUGAAGAGAUGCCACUAGUUCUGCAGCUGGCCCCUAUCGAAGAAAGAGUGUAUAUGGUUGGAAAGGCCAACAUAGUGUUUGAAGACCUUGCCGUCACUCUACGACAGCUGAGGAGUCGCCUGGAGCAGGAAAACUCCAUUCUUGCCUCUGUGUCUUUAGGUUCUUUAUACAAAAAUGAUGAGAUCGACAGACUCUUCCUCUCUGAAAUGCAAAGUCUUCAAGACAUCCCAAAAUUGCUUUCCCGGCAUAAGCAUCUUGCUAAAGAUAAUGUCCCGGAUAUUUAUGCCUUGGAGUUUACUGGUUUAGAAGAGAUCAAGAAACGGUAUGGUGAGGACUCUGUGAAGUUUAAGGAUGCAACCAGAAUUCUUUCAGAAUGUCUACAGAAAUUUGCAGAUGACAUGCACAGUAUUUAUGGGGGAAAUGCUAUUGUGGAAGUUGUCACAGUGGAAACAUUUGAGACUCCUCUGACAAGAAAGAGCCGUUCUAUUCUGGAAACUGCAACUGCUACCGCUCCCACCAAUCCAUACAACCUGGCUUAUGACUAUAACUUUGACUACGCUGUCAUCUUCAACAUCAUCUUGUGGAUUAUGAUUGGUCUGGCUCUUGCUGUUAUUGCAAUCUCAUACAAUCUCUGGAACAUGGACCCUGGCUACGACAGUAUCAUCUACAGAAUGACCAACCAGAAGAUCCGGAUGGACUAAUAAGAUGUAGUAAAUUACUUCAACAUAACUGGUUUCUUUGGUUAUUUUUUGUUUCCUAAAAUUGUCAAUAUGUAAGAAGGUGAGAACCUAAUUCUACCUAUAGUGACGUAAUAAAUAUAUAGUUAAACAUCUUUUUGCGAAAAAGUGUGUGUGUGUGUGUAUAUAUACUUUUUUUUUUUCCUAAAAAAAGAUUUUUUAACUAUAAUUUUUAUUACGUCACUAUGGGUAGAAUUAGUUUCUCAUAUAUAUAUUAAAAGGAAGCCGCUACUUUUUUCUUAAUAUGUGGCCCUUUAAGCCCUUCCCUGGUUCACUAGAUUUGAUUUGUCGUCAUAUGUAAUUUUAUUUAUUAAAUUAUUUUAAUCUUUCUCCUUCCACUAGAAAAGUGACCCCUUAUGUUUAGUACUAUAGAAUUGUUAAUACUCUAUAACCCCUUUUAAGAUAUGAAAGCUGAGCUGUGAUUGGUUGUUAUUGGCAAAACAGACAGGUGUAUGGAGACCACUUCAUGUUGGCACAUCCGCAGUUAUGUUACGGUAACCACUCCAUGUCAUAAUAGACCCCAAUAUGCAUAAUAGUGUUCCCCUUGAAUAUUAUUGGUUUGGUGAAUAAAUACAUUUGUUGAUUUGUGUGUAAAGAUAACCUUGUGCCUCUGUCAAAUAUCUGUAUAUUAGGAAUACUGAUGGCAUUUCUCUCGUUUUCCUCUGGACAUGGCUGUAAAUGUUUUAUUCUUCUGAUGUAAAUAUAUAGAUAUAUAUAUAUAUAAAAAAAGACAGUAAAUUCAUUGCCCCGGUUGUUCUAAUCCUGUUCUGUCUUGCUGUAUUCUUUUCCCCAUUGCUGUUGCUCAGUGCUGUGGUUAGUAGCCUUCCACCUUCCAUUGAUUCCAGAAGGCCAGCGAGGCCCCAUUCCCACUUGUCUAGUGAUCUGGCUCAGUUUCCAUAUGGCAUUGUAGUAAAGCGUUGCAAGGAAACUGAUGUUAAGUGCUGAUCCUAUUGUUUUAAAGGGGUACUCCCCUUGGUUAACGUGUUUUUUUUUUUUUUUUU
Messenger RNA from Hyla sarda, 2234 nucleotides. It is a transcript of the gene ATP6AP2, whose product is annotated as ATPase H+ transporting accessory protein 2. NCBI's taxonomy places the organism in Eukaryota, Metazoa, Chordata, Amphibia, Anura, Hylidae. The transcript is spliced from 9 exons. The coding region runs from base 142 to 1197 and encodes 351 amino acids. Gene Ontology annotation, biological process: positive regulation of Wnt signaling pathway. The record is from RefSeq and is a predicted model, not a curated record. Gene Ontology annotation, molecular function: signaling receptor activity. Gene Ontology annotation, cellular component: membrane; external side of plasma membrane.